AUGAGUGCGACAUCCCUUCGACCCGACUGGCAAUCCUCGCGGUCAUCCCUUCCACUUCCUCCAAGAAGAGCAUCAUGGAACCCACGGCGAAAAUCUGUGCAAGAGCUGGAAGAAGAAUGCACCGAAUCUGAUGAGGAUCUUCCAGAUGAUGCCAGUCUAUGGAACGUGCCCGUAUCACCACACGUCGCUGGUCCUGGCUCAUCACGCUCCAGCUUCGUCGGAAGCCCAACGCGCAGCCCUAUCGCCAGCCCCCGCCCUUUCCCUCUUGACCACGCGCGAGCGGCCGCGGAGACUGCACAAGGCUCCAAGAAUGGCAUACAGUCGGCGAGGAAACAGAAGUUUCAACCGAACCGUUCAGCUUCGGCCAAUGCCGCCCGCUCAAAUCCCUCCUCGCCCAGCAUUCGUCACCUUCGACGAUCUGACAGGGCUAGGUCAUGGAAUCUUGCAAUGGAAGAAUUAAGCGAGGAGGCAAGGAUCAUCUCUCAAAAUCUCGCAGAACAUGAAGCAACAAAGUCAGGCGAAGGCGGCCCGGAUCGAAAAGAUUCUCUAUCGCUGAGCGCAUCCGCCAGGCCGAAGGAAAAGAUCCAACUGCCCCCUAUACAAAAGGGAAGCUUGGACUUUAUGCCCAUCUCGAAGGAGAAGGAAGCUGUGCUGUCGAGGACACGUCCAUCGUGGCUGCCACCAAAAGACCCGAAAGAGGAGCAAAAACACCUGAAAGAGUAUCAGCGAAUGAUGGCCGCAUCCCUCGAAGCUGACAAAAAACGUCACACCAAACAGCAGCAGGAUCCUGUCCUAGACGAGACGACGAACGAGGCAUUAGCCCGAAUCUGGCAGUUCUUUGUGGACGAGAGCACCAAUCUGUCAGAACUCGACCCUCGUGUAUAUUCACUCUGUUGGCGAGGCGUCACUCCGAGGCUACGUGGCAAGGUGUGGAAACGUGGCUUUGGUAAUCGGCUGGGCUUGACAAGCAAAAGCUACUACAAGGCACUAGAACGGGCCCAGGAGAUCCAGUCGCGACCCUCAGAUCAGUUGGGCGGGCGAGAACGACAGAUGAUCCGGUGGUUCAAGGACAUCGAACGCGAUGCCGAAACCGCGUUCCCUGACUUGAAAAUGUUCCAACAGAAUGGACCCCUCUGGCAGGAUCUGGUCGACGUGUGCAAAGCUCACACCUGCUAUCGAAGCGACAUUGGCUACGUAUAUGGGAUGCAACUCAUUGCGGCACUUUUACUGCUACAACUGCCCACACCGGCGGACGUGUUCGUGGUUCUGGGCAAUGCGCUACAUCGGGGACUGCCCCUUGCCUUUCUAGGCGGCGAUCUGACCUCAACGACGAGGACAUUUAACCACGCGGUGUCGACACUGGCCAUCAAAUUCCCACGGAUUCACGAAUAUCUAUUUGGCUCGAUUGAACAAGGCGGUCUUGGCCUCGCUCCAGAACAAGUUUUUGAGCCGAUGUUUCGGACCCUGUUCAGCAACGGUCUGGACGUCGACCGACUGUGUCGCGUGUGGGAUAUGUGGGUGUUUGAAGGCGACAAGAUCCUCGUGCAUACGGCUGUUGCUCUGGUCGGCUGCCUACAGACUCAACUGUUUCAGAUCGAAGGCGAUGUGGACCUGAAGAGACGCAACAUUCAGGAGAUGUUGGCUUGGGGACCUUUCAAUCGCACCAGUCCCGGCGAAUACUGGAAACUGCAAAACCUCGACGAGGAGAGGUUUGUGGAAGAGAUUAGCAUUGCUGGAAAGCUGGACUACAGGGGAAAGUAG
This is a messenger RNA of Cyphellophora europaea CBS 101466, 1761 nucleotides long. RefSeq lists its product as uncharacterized. The record is from RefSeq and is a predicted model, not a curated record. Gene Ontology annotation, biological process: activation of GTPase activity. Gene Ontology annotation, molecular function: GTPase activator activity. Bases 1 to 1761 code for a protein of 586 amino acids. The transcript has a single exon. Lineage: Eukaryota; Fungi; Ascomycota; Eurotiomycetes; Chaetothyriales; Cyphellophoraceae.